Suncus etruscus (white-toothed pygmy shrew) is the source of this 1321-nucleotide messenger RNA. Its product is annotated as caspase-13-like. Gene Ontology annotation, molecular function: cysteine-type endopeptidase activity; caspase binding. The transcript has 9 exons. Gene Ontology annotation, biological process: proteolysis. The coding region runs from base 39 to 1163 and encodes 374 amino acids. NCBI's taxonomy places the organism in Eukaryota, Metazoa, Chordata, Mammalia, Eulipotyphla, Soricidae. The record is from RefSeq and is a predicted model, not a curated record. Gene Ontology annotation, cellular component: protein-containing complex.
CAGGAUAGACAGAUAGCGGCAGACACUGAGCUGUGAUCAUGGCUGGCAAUAACACAUUAAAAGUUCUGGAAACAAUAGGCAAAAGUGUCAUCACAAAUGCCGUAGAAGAAUUGAUGCAAAAAGGGGUCCUGGAACUGGAGGAAAAAGAGAAGCAAAGAUAUGAUGAAGCCAAACCUAUCCAGAAGAUUCAGGUGUUGAAAGACUGUAUCCUGGAGCGACGUUUCGAGGUGGGCACAGCCCUUGCCAACGUCUUCCUCAAAGGCCACAGAAGUAUUGCCAGUUCCCCAGAAAUUACAGAAAUCCAAGACACACAAUCUGAGCCUGAGCCUGUGGAAUCUCUGGACACCAUUAAUCUUUGUCCUUAUGAAGAAUACCAGAAACUUUGUAAAGAACGAGAUGGAGAGAUAUACCCAAUAAAGGAGAAAGAAAGCCGCACCCGCCUGGCUCUCAUCAUCUGCAACACAUUGUUCGAUCAUCUCUCUCCUCGGUUGGGAGCCGAACGUGACAUUGCGGAGAUGAAGAUGCUUCUGGAGAGUCUUGACUACACAGUGCAUGUAGAAGAGCAACUCACAGCCAAGGACAUGAAGUCAGCUCUCCAGGCAUUCGCUGCCCGCCCCGAGCACAGCACCUCAGACAGCACAUUCCUGGUGCUCAUGUCCCAUGGCCUGCUGGAGGGAAUCUGUGGAACCACGCACUGCUCAGAACAACCCGACAUGCUGCCUUAUGACACUGUCUUUCGCAUCUUCAACAAUCGUAACUGCCUCCACCUCAAGGACAAGCCCAAGGUCCUCAUCAUCCAGGCCUGCCGCGGGGUGAACCUUGGGGAAGUGAAAGUGCCUGACAGUGCAGCCUGGACCGACAGUCCUAUGCCACUGCUCGAAAACUUGCAGGAAGAUGCUAUUUCCCGAACCCACAUUGAAAAGGACUUCAUCGCCUUCUACUCCUCAACCCCACAUAACAUGUCCUGGAGAGACAUUGAGAUGGGCUCUCCUUUCAUCACGCAAAUUGUCACCUGCUUUCAAAAAUACGCCUGGCGCCUUCACCUGGAAGAAGUAUUUAGAAAGGUACAACAGUCAUUUGACAAGCCAAGUAUUAAAAUCCAGAUGCCAACUAUCGAGCGGCAGUCCCUGACAAGAUAUUUCUACCUCUUUCCUGGCCAUUGAAACAGAAACCCUGGGUAGUCCAGCUCUUCUGUAUAGCUUCUAAAAAGUAUCUCAAUAAUGAGAUAGAGAAUAAAAUGGAAUGAAGGUGAACAAAAGGGACUUCUAGUAUAAAACAAAUUUCCAUUGAAAAUGGUCAAGAAAAGUUCCACUGUGCAGCC